AUGCUAUUUUCAGAUCAACUGAAAUGUGAUAAGAAACCGACGUCACUGGGCUGUGCUUCAAAUUCGUUAUCGUCCGACUUUGAAGAAUUGUACAACAAUGGUCAAUUUUCAGAUGUCACUUUGAAGUUGGAUGACGAGGAAUUCAAAGCCCACAAGUUGGUGCUCAGUGCCCGAUCGAAGGUGUUUGCCGCCAUGUUUGAGCACGACAUGAAGGAAAACCGUCAGGACACCGUUAAUCUAGUGCAAAUGAAAGUCGAGACAGUCCGGGAUAUGCUACGAUACGUCUAUUGUGGGAAAAUCCGCGACUUAUCUCCAGCUGAAGCGCUUAAUCUCUAUGUAGCAGCCGAUCAUUACGACUUGCAAGAAUUAAGAGCCAUUUGCCGAGACGUAAUUGUGCUUGACAUUUCCAUUGAAAAUGUGUGUGAUAUUGUUGAAGUUGCAGAUCUUCAUGACGAUGAAUCAUUAAUAAAAGAAUUGAAAUCUUUUUUAUCCAAAAAUGGAAAGAAAAUUAUAAAAACUGAAAAAUGGAAAGAUAUUUGUAAGAACAACCCCGUUUUGUGUGGGAAAAUGUUUGAAUGGGCUUUUGAUGAAUAA
Messenger RNA from Uloborus diversus, 594 nucleotides. RefSeq names its product speckle-type POZ protein-like. The transcript has a single exon. Gene Ontology annotation, molecular function: ubiquitin protein ligase binding. Gene Ontology annotation, biological process: proteasome-mediated ubiquitin-dependent protein catabolic process; regulation of proteolysis. Bases 1 to 594 code for a protein of 197 amino acids. Gene Ontology annotation, cellular component: cytoplasm. Lineage: Eukaryota; Metazoa; Arthropoda; Arachnida; Araneae; Uloboridae. The record is from RefSeq and is a predicted model, not a curated record.